AUUUUUUAUGAUAAACUUGUUUACAGACAAUAAGAGAGAAAUAUCACAUGUAUUUUUCUGUAGUGAUGCUUUGUAUCGAAUAAUUAUUAUAUUGUCUGUAUUUGCAGAAACUAUCACUAAAGGACCAACUAUACCUGUGUCAGGAGAAAAGAGAGGAAACAUCACACUCACGUGUCAAUAUAAGACCAAUGAGAUUACUGAUAUUAUUUUAAACACUCGGUCAGAAAUCAUAGAAGUGUGUGAGACUGAAGAAUGUAAUGGACGAGUGUUUAAAGAAGGAAACUGUGACGUCGUCAUCAAGAAUCUGAUCUUCAGUGACGCUGGGAAAUACACUUUGAGAAUCUAUUACAAUAAUGAUCAGAGAGAGCUGGAGCGACAAAUCAGGACGUACCAACUUCAUAUUCAUGAUGAGAUUUCUGUGAAAACAGGCGAGGAGCUAAAGAUGUCUGUUCUGGUGUCUGAUGCUGAUAAAGUGAAGACAAACUCUAGUGGAGAGUGGAAGGAGGUUUGGACGAGAGCUCACGGGGUUCAGAGCGACCGAAUGAAUGAUACUGAUGGAAACCUGAUCAUUAAAUCAUUUCUGGACAGUGAUGCAGGAACAUACAGAGUUCUGGACACUGAAGGAGAAAUCUUGAUCACAGUCACAAUCACAGGUGAGAGAAACUCAGAAAUGAUGUAA
This is a messenger RNA of Carassius carassius (crucian carp), 679 nucleotides long. RefSeq lists its product as uncharacterized. Bases 8 to 679 code for a protein of 223 amino acids. NCBI's taxonomy places the organism in Eukaryota, Metazoa, Chordata, Actinopteri, Cypriniformes, Cyprinidae. The transcript has 2 exons. The record is from RefSeq and is a predicted model, not a curated record.